Symbiodinium natans is the source of this 1044-nucleotide messenger RNA. The record is from the annotation of a GenBank genome assembly. NCBI's taxonomy places the organism in Eukaryota, Dinophyceae, Suessiales, Symbiodiniaceae.
AUGUUCUGCUAUCUGCGCUGCCAUAUUGAAUCCCACGAGAAAAGCCGGGAUCGUGAAAAAGGUCGGCAGGCCACGGGCCCCCUGUGGCUUCACUUGGCUGCCCAGGCAAAGAACCUGGCGGACCAGUUGAACCUACAGCAGCUCCUAGAGGUUCUCAAGCUCUUUUGCUCGGUCCGCUACGAAGACUACGAGCUGUACAUGCGCUUACUCGGUGAGGUGGCCCGUGCCGGGCAGGAGCAGCUUUGCCAGCUGCUGCGGCUCAUGGCGCGCCGGCGCCUCCGUGAGCGGAACUAUGCCCGGGCCCCAUCUCCACAGGUGGACAUGGCGGUCGCGCACCUGCUCAGCAAGAUUCGCUUCGCGGAGGAGCUCCUGUCUGGCAGGCUCCUCGUGAAGACGGCGAACGCGUUGGCAGCCCUGGAGUGCCGGUCUCAGCCAAAGUUCGUGGAACACUUCAACCGACACUUCGAGCACCGCAUUGAGGAGUUAGAUGCUGAGCUGUGCUGUAUGGUGUCGCCGGUCUUCCUGGUGAACUACAUGGGGGACGCCCUCCGGCGCGCCUUCCUGAAGCGCUGUGCGGAGGUCCAGGCCGGCUUUACGGGGGGCUUCCCCAUCCGUUCCCUCGCCUGCAUCGAGCUGGCCUUGCGGAAGGAGCAGCACUCGCUCGUGGCAUCCCUGCCGCCUUUCGUGGUGCGCUAUCUGGAGAAGGUGCGAGCCCAGACGGACUUCGACAAGUACGGCUCGGUCGUGCUGCCAACAACCGUUGCACCAGAUGGUCCCAGAGGCGACGAACGCCAGGAGCUCUCUGUCGCCCUCUUGCGCAAGGCUGCGACGACUCCUGGCAGCUCGACUGGAGAUGUCUUCAGCUCCGAGAUGCACCGCGACGUCAGCGCGUGUCUGGGCCACCUGGGCAUCGAGCAUGAGAAUGGAGUCGUGACAGGUCCCUACCUCUUGGAUGUGGUGGCGAAGGACAUGGUCAAUCCGUCUCGACGAAUCGUGUACGAGGUGAAUUCGCCACAUCAUUUCUAUGAGGGCACCAAGGACUGA